This is a messenger RNA of Brassica napus (rape), 903 nucleotides long. RefSeq names its product oleosin 14.9 kDa. The transcript is spliced from 2 exons. Gene Ontology annotation, cellular component: monolayer-surrounded lipid storage body; extracellular region; membrane. The coding region runs from base 299 to 748 and encodes 149 amino acids. Lineage: Eukaryota; Viridiplantae; Streptophyta; Magnoliopsida; Brassicales; Brassicaceae. The record is from RefSeq and is a predicted model, not a curated record. Gene Ontology annotation, biological process: lipid storage; sexual reproduction.
GCCCAUAACUGACGACCCGAUCCCUCUGUGCUCCGGUUGGUCUUAUUUACUCCAACGACGAACAACUUCAAAACAAACAAAUAUUAUGUGUCGCAAAAGGGAGCCCCCUUUUUACAGAUGCUACGGCUGCAUGAAAACAUUCUCAACACGUGGAACGGCCAAGCAAAGGGGACUCGCCAGCCUUCUACCCAUCUCCCUUAUUCAUACAUCAUCAUUGCUCACGCCCAAUAUAUUACUAUCUAAUCUCCCUCUGCUGAUUUAUUCUAUUUUUGUGUCGGAGAGAUCAUAACAAGAAUCAAUGGCGAAUCAAACAAGAACCCAUCAAGACAUAAUAGUCCGAGACAGUAGAAUUACCCUAGACAGAGACCAUCCGAAGACAGGGGCGCAGAUGGUGAAGGUAGCGACUGGUGUCGCAGCCGGUGGAUCCCUCCUAGUCCUCUCAGGCUUAACACUCGCCGGUACAGUGAUAGCAUUCGCUGUAGCCACUCCUCUGCUUAUUAUAUUUAGCCCUGUCUUGGUCCCAGCGGUGAUCACCGUGGUUCUCAUCAUCACUGGGUUCCUUGCCUCCGGUGGCUUUGGUAUAGCCGCCAUAACCGCCUUCUCUUGGCUCUACAGGCACAUGACGGGGUCAGGAUCGGAUCAGAAGAUAGAGAGUGCCCGAAUGAAGGUGGGAAGUAGAGGGUAUGAUACCAAGUAUGGGCAGCACAACAUUGGAGUCCAUCAGCAACACCAACAAGCAGCUUCUUAAAAUUAAUGUCAGAUAGAACUAUUUCCACACAAAUUGUCAUCCAUCGUUUGAUCUCUUUUCUUCGUUUUCUCAAUGCUUGUGUUGUAACGUAACGUGUAAUAAUAACAUGUGUGUAUGCUGUCAACAUUGUCAUCUUAGUAUUUUUUUUCUUUUUC